AUGAACAGCACCGACCGUUUCCUCAGUGGCCGUGCAAAUGGCAAUGCUGCCGCCAUCGAUACCGAGCUCAGGCUCGGAUCGCAACAGUGUGAGGCUCAGCAGCCAUACUUGUGCUCAUUUUGCACAAAACCUUUCACGAGCUUGCAGACGUUGGCCGGACACCAAAUGGUGCACAGAUGGGAGGUGGAGAAACUGCGACGGAAGCACCAGGCUUUCUUGGCACGGUCGGUUGCGGCUGUGAGGUCGCUUGAUCGGGUCAAGGAAAAUGCUAGUACUACAAACUUGCAGCCGCCGAGAGAGAAGAAGCAACUUGCUGUAGAUGAUGAUGAUGACGAGGAAGAAGAAGAUGAUGAUGAUGAAGAAGAAGAAGAAGAAGAAGAAGAAGAGGAAGAAUAUGGUUCUGUCGAUCUGGAACUCAAGUUACGCGUUGGUGGUUUAGACCUUUGCUUGAGGCUCUAA
This is a messenger RNA of Musa acuminata AAA Group (dessert banana), 459 nucleotides long. RefSeq lists its product as uncharacterized. The record is from RefSeq and is a predicted model, not a curated record. Lineage: Eukaryota; Viridiplantae; Streptophyta; Magnoliopsida; Zingiberales; Musaceae. The transcript has a single exon. The coding region runs from base 1 to 459 and encodes 152 amino acids.